AGGCUGUUAGUUGAGGCACACAGAUUCUCUCCGUGAGGCGCACAGACUUCUCUCUAACUGUGGCCGCGCGGGCUCUGUAGUUUGCUGCAGGCAGGCUCUCUAGUUGAGGCGCCGCCCUGGCUUACCUGCCCUGCAGCACAUGGGAUCACAGCUCCCUGACCAGGGAUCCAACCGGGAUCCCCUGCAUUCCAGGAAGGAUUCUCUACCAUUGGACCACCAGGGAAGUCCCUAGCAUUAUUCUUAAAUAUUUAUGUCUUUUUAUUUCUCCAGGGCCAGCGAGAUGUCAGGCUCAAAAAGCACCGCGGCUGUGAUCACAACAGAGUAAAAGCGUCCUGAGAAGCCGACGACCCGCCACAGCUUCCCAAGGUCAAGGCCGGGGUACAAUUUAAGAUUCCAGGGAGGGUCCAAAGGCGAGCCCCCCCUCCCCCAGCUUACCAGCGGCCCGGGGAGGCAGGGCGGGGUGGCCUGCCAAUGCUCAGACGCCGCGGCCUCGCGCAGGCGCACGAGAGACGGCCAGGGAGGGAGGGGGCGUGUUCGCCCGCGAGUGGCCGGCGAGGCAGAGGUCUGGGCCGCCGCUGCUGCUUCUCUGCCUGUGGGGACGCAGGGGCCCAUGGCGCUGCGGGGACUCUCGGUCGUGGAACUGGCCGGCCUGGCCCCGGGGCCCUUCUGCGGGAUGGUCCUGGCGGACUUCGGGGCGCAGGUGGUGCGUGUGGACCGGCCCGGUUCCCACAGCGACCUGGCCAGGUUGUCCCGAGGCAAGCGCUCGGCGGUGGUGGACCUGAAGCGGCCGGGCGGAGCGGCGGUGCUGCGCCGCCUGUGCCGCCGGGCGGACGUGCUGCUGGAGUGCUUCCGCGCGGGUGUGAUGGAAAAACUCCAGCUCGGCCCAGAGAUUCUGCAGAGGGAGAAUCCAAAGCUUAUCUAUGCCAGGUUGAGUGGAUUUGGCCAGUCAGGAAGAUUCUCUAGUGUAGCAGGACAUGACAUCAACUAUUUGGCUUUGUCAGGUGUUUUGUCAAGAAUUGGCCCAAGUGGUGAGAAUCCAUAUGCCCCGCUGAAUCUCGUGGCUGAUUUUGGUGGCGGUGGCCUCAUGUGCGCACUGGGCAUCAUGAUGGCUCUGUUUGAACGCACACGCUCUGGCAAAGGUCAGGUCAUUGAUGCAAACAUGGUGGAAGGAACAGCUUAUCUGGGUUCUUUUCUGUGGAGAAGCCUACCGACAGGACUGUGGGAACAGCCUCGCGGACAGAACUUGUUAGAUGGGGGAGCACCUUUCUACACGACCUACAGGACGGUGGACGGGGGGUUUGUUGCUGUGGGAGCGUUGGAGCCCCAGUUCUAUGAGCUGCUGGUCAAGGGACUUGGGCUAAAGUCUGAGGAACUUCCCAGUCAGAUGAGUACAGCUGAUUGGCCAGAAAUGAAGAAGAAAUUUGCAGAUAUAUUUGCAAAGAAGACAAAGGCAGAGUGGUGUGAGAUCUUUGAUGGCACAGAUGCGUGUGUGACUCCUGUUCUGACUUUUGAAGAGGUUCCCCAUCACGGUCACAACAAAGAUCGGGGCUCAUUUAUUACUGAUACAGAGCAGGGCGUGAGUCCCCGCCCUGCACCUCUGCUGUCCAACACCCCGGCUGUCCCUUCAUCCAGAAGGGAUCCUUUUGUAGGAGAACACACUGAAGAGAUACUUAAAGAGUUUGGCUUCAGCCAGGAAGAGAUCCAUCAGCUUAAGUUAGAUAAAGUUGUUGAAAGUAAUAAACUAAGAGGUAAUCUCUAAGUUCCAAGCCCCACAACUCAAAUGAAUUUGAAUAUUGCAUUUACAGUAUUGAAUAAUACAAAAGAGCGUAUGCAUGGAAAUAUGAAAAAACAGUAUCACAGUGAUCCAACUAUUCUAAUGAGGAAACAAGACUCUGAAUAUAGAGUAAUGAUUGAAUUCUGAAAAUGGUUAACAUCAUGGCUUUUGAUUUAGGAAUAUUUUUAGUUUGCCUAUACUAAACUGGCAGUUUUCUGCCUUUCAAUUUACUUGAUAGGUUAUAUUUGUUGAUUUAAAAUACUAGAAAAAUUAAAAUUAAAAAUAAAAUAAAAUACUAGAAAAAUGGUACAGAUAAACUGGUUUGCAAGGCAGAAAUAAAGACAUGGACAGAGAACAAAAUAUGGAUACCAAUGGGGAAAAGGUAUGGGGGUGUGGAAUGAAUUGGGAGAUUGAGGUUGAUGUGUAUAUACUAAUAUGUAUAAAAUGGAUAACUAAUGAGAAUCUGCUGUAUAGAACAGGGAACUCCACUUCACUGUACAGUAGAAACUUUACAACACAACAUUGUAAAACAACUAUACCUCAAUUAAAAAAGAAAAAAGAAAACAAAUGUGUACAAUAAACUGUAUCUCAACCAAUGAGAAAUGAAACAAAAAAUAAAAAAAAAUAAAAUGCUUAUGUAUUUAUAAUAUACUUUAAGUGAAUUAAUAUAAUGCUUUUUAUUAAAUAAAGCUUUUUCCCCCCUAAAGUUUACUCAUGCUUU
Hippopotamus amphibius kiboko is the source of this 2495-nucleotide messenger RNA. It is a transcript of the gene AMACR, whose product is annotated as alpha-methylacyl-CoA racemase. The transcript is spliced from 5 exons. Gene Ontology annotation, molecular function: alpha-methylacyl-CoA racemase activity. Bases 611 to 1759 code for a protein of 382 amino acids. Gene Ontology annotation, biological process: bile acid metabolic process. Gene Ontology annotation, cellular component: mitochondrion. Lineage: Eukaryota; Metazoa; Chordata; Mammalia; Artiodactyla; Hippopotamidae. The record is from RefSeq and is a predicted model, not a curated record.